Molecule: messenger RNA, 231 nt
Organism: Scutellospora calospora
Lineage: Eukaryota; Fungi; Glomeromycota; Glomeromycetes; Diversisporales; Gigasporaceae
Source: the annotation of a GenBank genome assembly
GUGAGUUCAUUCGUCAAUAUAUUCUUAUUUGGGAUUCAACUGCAAAGCCGCCAGGUGGAAAAGGAAGGAAAAAAUUCGUGAAAGCAAGGGAGACUGUUCCAGAUGCUAUGAAAGAAGUUGGUAUUGCUUCCGAUAAGGUAGAUUACCAUGGAAACUCUGCACCAACCUCAAAUCGGAAUAAACAUUUAAUAAAGCAAUGGUUAGAAGCUCAUGCCAUUGAAUUCGAUGCAA